GUUGCAGCCCGGUACAUGGAUGUUAGAGGGAAGAAAGGACCUGUCGGGAUGCCCAAAGAAGCUACGUGUGACCGAUUCAUGUGCAUCCAGCAAGGUUCAGAGUGUGACAUCUGGGAUGGGCAGCCUGUCUGCAAAUGCAAGGAUAGGUGUGAAAAGGAGCCAAGUUUUACAUGUGCAUCUGAUGGGCUCACCUAUUAUAACAAGUGUUACAUGGAUGCAGAAGCAUGUACCAAAGGCAUCACCCUCAACGUAGUGACCUGUCGCUAUCAUCUCACCUGGCCAAACACCAGCCCUGUCCCAGCAGAGACUACAGCUCAACCCACAACUGCUUACUUGGAGACCACCAUCACAGACAUCCUUCCUCCUGUUUUAGUCAACAACCCAGCCCAUCAGUCUGUCUACGUAGGAGAGACUGUAAGCUUUCUUUGCGAUGUCACCGGUCGACCUAAACCAGAAAUCACUUGGGAGAAGGAGACUGAGAAUAAAGAGAAAAUAAUUAUGAGGCCUAACCAUGUCCAAGGAAAUAUUGUUGUCACCAAUAUUGCCCAGCUGGUAAUCUAUAACACACAACUACAAGAUGCAGGCAUUUACACCUGCACAGCCAAAAAUCUUGGUGGCACUUUACGGGUUGAUUUUCCAUUAUCGGUCCUCCAAGGAGAAGCUACUUCCCAAGAAACAGCACAGAAUAAAACCCACUUUCCAACCAAUGAGUGUCUGAAGCAACCUGACAGUGAAGAUUGUGGAGAAGAGCAAACCAGAUGGUAUUAUGAUGCAAAGAAAAACAACUGUUUUACUUUCAUUUAUGGGAACUGUAAUAGCAACCUCAAUCAUUUUGAGACCUAUGAGAACUGUAUGUUGACAUGCAUGAAUGGCCCCAUCAACAUCUGCAAUUUGCCGGCCCUGCAAGGUCACUGCAAAGCCUACGAGCCCCGGUGGGCAUACAACAGCUUGACGAAACAAUGCCAGUCUUUCAUUUAUGGAGGCUGCGGAGGCAACGAGAAUAAUUUUGAAAGCCGAGAGGCCUGUGAAGAAACGUGUCCUUUCCCUCGGGAUGGGCUCUGCAAAGUUUGCAAGGCUUGCAAACCCCGGCAAAAGCUGGUGACCAGCUUCUGCAAAAGCGAUUUUGUUAUUCUUGGCCGCGUCACGGAACUGACAGAGGACCAAGAUUCCGGACAUGCACUGGUGACAGUGGAGGAGAUUCUAAAGGAUGAGAAAAUGGGACUACAAUUCCUGGGGAGGGAGCCUUUAGAAAUUACCUUGUUAAACAUGAACUGGAGCUGCCCAUGCCCCAACAUAACGGCAGCGGAGGGCCAGCUCAUCAUCAUGGGUGAGGUCUACAACGGGAUGGCUGUUUUACAGCCAGAUAGCUUUGUUGGGGCCUCAAGUGUCCGACGCGUUCGAAAGCUUCAUGAGGUCAUCCACAAGAAAACCUGUGAGCUAUUAAAAGAGUUCUUGGGACUGCACUAA
Python bivittatus (Burmese python) is the source of this 1467-nucleotide messenger RNA. It is a transcript of the gene WFIKKN2, whose product is annotated as WAP, follistatin/kazal, immunoglobulin, kunitz and netrin domain containing 2. Gene Ontology annotation, cellular component: extracellular region. Lineage: Eukaryota; Metazoa; Chordata; Lepidosauria; Squamata; Pythonidae. Gene Ontology annotation, biological process: transforming growth factor beta receptor signaling pathway. Gene Ontology annotation, molecular function: transforming growth factor beta binding; receptor antagonist activity; serine-type endopeptidase inhibitor activity. The record is from RefSeq and is a predicted model, not a curated record.